AUGGAAAGCUCAGAAACUCUGGUGGGCCUUCGUGGCUUAUACCAGGAUCUUUCUGCCAUUUCCGACUCAUCCUUUGUCAACAUUGAGCGCCUCCGCAUCGAGCUUGAAACUCAUAUUCAAGAUUUCAGGGACCUGCUCGACAAGCCCACAAAAAACAACGCGAGUCGGCAGGCCGUUUUGUCAGGCAAAAUCACGAUCGAGGAUGUGGAAUACUCAAUCAACCAAGAAUUUCAACAGGGAGCACUUCAGCUUGCUGAUGCUCUUGACAUUGAUGAAUUACAAGCAGCGGUGUUGUUCCUCAGCGCCCAAGAUGAUGCUCAGGUGCUCGACCGUCCUCCUCUAAUUGCUGCGAUCAUGCGAUUCCACGAACGUCGUCACUUCUUGCUAGAAUCAUUGCGCCUUAUCUUCCAGGAGUCUUUCGAAGUGGAGCGAGAAACAACACAAGUCCUCAUGCAAGAGAUGCUGGCUCAUGUGGUGGAAAUCAAGGAAGGUCAGCUACGGAACGCGUCGCUGUUUACGCGAAAAUGCAUGAAGUCAAUGGAGAAUAUCGAGAAAUGGCUUGCCCUCCUUGGAGAACAGGUCCAAAAGGUCUCGAUUGUUGGCCAAUCAGAGGAUCAGGAUAUUAUGGAGGCCAUUGAGUACCAGCAUAGCAGUUUACUGCAACAGCACGAAUCACUCGGCGCCGUUCUCUGUUACCUAUUCAAAGGGCCAUAUACAAGUCCUGAGGACCUUCGCAUAUUUUUGACCCAACUCAAAAAGCUCGAGCGGUUUGAUGGACUCCUAAUCCAUUAUGUUCCCGCGAUUAUAUCUGCCUUUGUUCAACAUGGAUCUCCUGAGCGUUCCGGGUCCUACACAGAGGCCCGGAGUCUAAAUACGGCCAUUGUCUCUUCGAAAGAUGGACAGAAUUGGGCUCUCCCUCCCUUCCACUCAGCGGUGAUUGCACUCUGGCUCGCGGUAUACAGUGCGUGGGAUUUCGAUGGCCCAGCAUCGCUUCCUCACGGAAUCGACCUCGAAAAGGAAAUCGAGGAACGCACAAAAACGUUCAUGACCGCCUUAGACGACGGAGGUCUAGAUCUCAUACUUGCCAUCUGUUCAGGGGUGAGCAGUGAAGAAUGGAGUGAUCCGGCUCGCAGCGAACUAGUCACACUGCUCUUGAAGGAAAGCGCAUCCGCAACGAUCGAAAGGGAUUCGUGCUCUGGAUAUUUGAAAGCUCUGUUGAUGGAAUAUUUUGAGGCUUUCGCAGAAUCUUGUAUCGCAAAUAUGCCCGAUGCCGUUCGAAAGCUAAAAGCCGAAGAAGAUCUACAACGGCUGGAACAGAUCACGGCUCUUCGGGACGGAUUGAGCUCUAGCCUCCACCGGGGAGUGGUUGAGGCCCGAACACAUCUCGAAUCUUUCCUCAUGGUCAUGGCAUUCGCAUUCGAGGGUCGACCAGAUGCGGCCCAGGAAUUCUGGGCUGAUCCUGAUGGAAAUCUUUACGGAUUUCUCCAGUGGGCCUCGAAACGACAGACUGUUCCCAGGGUCAGCGCAUUCUGCGAAUUACUGUGCUCUAUCUCUGGAGGAGAAGACAAUGCUGCUGCCGCACAUAGAUUCCUUUCGGAGGAAGACAAGUUUAUGUCCUCGAAAUUUAAACGUUCCACCACUAUGAACUGGUCGCAAAUGUUCGCCGAGCUUCAGAUAUAUGCUACAAGAGUUACCGAAAAGGCUCCGGCAUCCCAAGGGGUCCUGCGCGCGCGGAAGUCUGAACCAGCGGACAUGAGUGAACCCGAGAGUCCUGUCAUGCUUUCGUGCUACCUCAGACUCCUAGGGCAUUUGUCCAGACAGGGCGCCACUGUCCGGGAGUGGAUGCUCCACCAUCCAUCAUUCAACAUUGUUAGCACCCUGCUGACCCUUUGUAGUGGCCCAAUACCCACUCACUUAAGAGCCACUGUUUUCCAAGCGCUUGCGGCCUUGAUGACUGAUAGGACUUCGAUUAACGGCAAUGAGAUGUGGCUCACGGUUGAUCAGUGGAUUUCGGGUGGCGCGAUGAGCGCUUCCGGCCUCAAUAAAGUGCCUAUCGCCUCGAAUCCUCUUGUAUGGCACGAGCAGCAAGCUUUCCAGAAAAUUGGCGAAAGCUUCGACCAAGCAAAUGCUUUUGUGGUGCUAAUACACUCUCUUGUUUCUCCGGCCAUCGAUUCAGCCGAUUAUCACCUCUCUUUACCAUUCCCCGAAGCCCUAGGUUCGUCCUAUCGCAUGCCAGGUAUCGAACCUUACAUAGACUUCAUCUUGGGUCAGGCAUUGUCGAGAAGAGUUCCUGAUCUCAAUGAACGCCAAACAAGAUUACUUACCUAUAAUUGCUUGGACUUUAUCGUGACAUGUCUGACAUCCUUUAACGAAACCCUCGUUACCGUUCUGAGUCGGCCUUCCGUUUCACCAGACUCGGCCCUUAAGAAUUCAUCACUAGUCUCUUACGUCCGGCUUCAUCCAUUCACACGGGUAGCUGAGUGGUUAUUCAACGAAGAUGUGGUAAAAGUGAUAUUUGCAACAGCCCAGCAAGAUGUAGCUGAAAUCGCGAAGGCUGCGUCGGACUCAAUCCUGGUUCUGUCCUUAGUCAAGAGCAUUCAAAUCAUGGAUAUGAUAUUGGAUCUCCAGUCCACCUAUUUUAAUAUUGUUCGCCCGUUCAUCAAGUCACAAGCAGGUGGAAGCCGAAUCAACGUUGCAAACUCGUCGCUAUCAGCCUUCGAGGACUGCAUCUUGAACAACUUGAACAUUAUCUCCUCCUUGUGUCUCUACUGCAGUACUGGACACCAACAGCUUACGGUCACAUCGAUGGCACUUCUGGAGAAGCUGUCCAGCUCCGGAAGACUGAACAAGCUCUCGUCCCCCGAAUUAUCCAGGUGGCGGUCAUCGAACAAGAUUGUUGAAGUGCUGAGCACAGAAGUGGAUGUGGACAGUGUGUCUCGUCCACUUGUAUCACAAAUGCAACCCGAGCUCCGAGAGCUUGAGUUUGGUGCCCAAUCCUCAGGGUACAUUAUACGCGAAAGCCUGUUGGCACUCCUCAAUAGUUGUCUCGGUAUGAUCACCGAUCGGCCAACCGUAGCCCAUCUCCUCCUUGGUUUCAGCAGUGUGGGCAAUACCCUAGAUGUUCCCCCCGACGGCUUAUUUUCCAAUCGAAUGUCUCUGCUGCAUGCCAUAAUAGGAUUCUUGCACAGCUACCCUGAUGAGCUUGCUGGAAAUAUUUUGCCUUGGACGGUCCGCCUGAAGCGUACGGCGCUCGAAGUGUUGAAGCACCUCUGGUCCUCUAAACUUUCUUCCUACUUCACAUUAGCGGAGAUGCGCGCUAGUGGAUUUCUCCUCAGUAUGUUUUCCAGCCAGCCUCUAAUAGGACCAAACACCAUAUGGGAUGGACUUCCGGUCUCCGCAGAAGAAUUCUGGGUAUGCGAAUCGACGACAGCCCUAGCGGAAUUCCUCUUAUACAGAUGCUACCUAUUUGACUACGUAGCGACAGAGAUCCGCUCAGCCGCAAAGAUUGGUUCGCCAACUCUCCAAGCAGAUAUUCUUUCGAUUUUAUUUGGAAGUUCUAUCUCAGAGACAGGAGCAGGGGUUCCGAAUCCGACCAUUUUUGACCUGUUCGAUUUUGCCGAUCUUGAUCUUCAGCGCCACUUCCAGCCUCCCCAGCUGGGGUUCCUCGACGGUAUUGCUAUCGAUACCUGCGCGAAACCUCAAUCGGAUGACUCACUUGUCUUAUAUGAUGUGGCCGAGGUAGAAGAGCUCAUACGAGUCAUGAGAGAGGAGCAGGUGACCCAAGGCCAUCUGCGACCGCAAGAUGAGGAACAGUUUGCAGUGGAAGCAGAAAGCCUAAUGCUGUUCAUCCAAUCGACAAACCAGUCUAGACAGAUUAGAUUUAAUCGUCACUUAGCUCUCCGUGCCUGGACUGAGCUUAUAACGACGAUACUUACUUGUUCUGACAUUGAUGGGGGCCGAAAAUCCACAUUCAUACUGCAUUCCAUACAGUUGAUUAUCCCUAAACUCGAGGUCGCUAUCGAGGAGAACCUCCCGGAAGGAAUCGAGUUGGCACGGCUAGCUGAAACUCUCGUUGGUAAGCUGGAGCCAACGGCAACAAAAACCACUUCAUCACGACGAAAUGGAGAUAUUGUCGAUGAAAAGCUCCAUCAGCUGUUCCAAAUUUGUGUUCGAGGCAUUGUGCUGGCAACUGGGAAUUUCCACAUGAAGGAGACCUUCUACAACAUCUGCUCACACUACAUUUCGCGUAUUGUGUCUCCAGGAACUGGACAUGAGAACAUGAGACAUCACAGCCAGCAAGUUGUCAAGGCCUCGGGUCGUGCCUUGAUUGAGACGAUUUGCGACGAUGCUUACAGUGGUCAGGAAACAUGCCGAGUCUCGGCUUUAUUAUUUCUCAAUUUCCUGGCCGCAUUAGAUCGGCAUGCAGACUCUGUGUUGGCAGAGUCAAUAUCUCAAUCCAAUUACCUCAGUUUAUUUUUGGACAGCAUCAGAGCGCUACCACUCGAGCUAAAGAACGCACAAGCGAAUGGUAAGCAUCUCCAGAACUCUUCCCUGCACACCGCUGCUGAACAUAUGACCCCAGAUACUCCUUUACUAUUAUCAUAUUACGAGUCAUUAUUAUCAUUACUUCAAGAACUUUGCCAGACAAAAACGGGUGCAAUUCAUGUUCUCAAGACUGGCCUGUUCCAGGCGGUACGAGAUUCACAUCUAUUCGCUGCGGACCCAGACCUUGGUAUUGAUAUUGAUAACCCCGAUGCUCUCCGAAAGUACUACGAUCUCCUUGACUCGGUCCUGCGGGUCAUUGUCACGGCAGUAUUCUCCCGCGGGCUUCACAACGAGCAGAUGAUGGAGCAAACACGAGCUUUCCUCGCGGAGAAUCGACAAAGCAUGGUGGGCAUCUUCAAGCGAUUUGCUAAAAUCGGAGGCGCGGGUUCUGCAAAUCAUCAUAGCGCUCUUACCAAUCUUGCGAAGUCGUACACAGCGCUCAUUGCUGCUACAGAAUUUUUAGAGGUAAGCUCCCCUCGUCUUUCUUUGGGUCUUUCCAGCGCUGAAUGUCCUCCCUCGUCAUUUUACUUUGGAAUAGAACCGGGUAGAUGCAGCAGAUCUCGAGAGGCGCCACCGAGCAGAGGAGCGAGGAAGCUCCCAGGUCAGGAGGAGGCACUGCAGCAGUCGCAUCAUCAGUCACCGACCAUCUCGGAGCUCCUCGCCAGAAACCAAGCUGCACACGACGAUCAGCAGCAUUCCUCUCCAUCGAGCAAACGUGCCCGAUUAUCUUCAUCGGAACCAGAUCUCCCACCCUUACCUGUCCCUCCAAAUCAACACAAAUCCGGUAGGAUGUACAGCUUUCCGAGUACGGACCCCAAGUCAAGCGGGUUAGGUGCUCCGGGUGCAAGCGGUCCCGCUCUAUCAACCCCUUCCCUCCAAUCUCGCCCCUUCAAUACGUCAUCGCACCAAAGCAAUUUCACACCCCAUACCGGCGCAAAGAGGCUUGUUGUGAAAAAUCUCCGAACUGGCUCGCGUCUGAAUCAGGAUUCAUACUUUGAUAAGGUGUGGGGUCAGUUGGACGCAGCGCUGUCGGCGAUAUUCAGCGGCGGAAAGCCCGAAGUAUCGAUUGAAGAGCUUUACAAAGGCGCAGAAAAUGUGUGUCGUCAGGGCCGAGCUGCGAUUUUGUCCAAGCGUCUGCAAGGCCAAUGUCGAGAGCAUGUUGCGGGGGAAAUGCAUGAUGCGUUAGUAGAAAAGGCAGAGGCUGGAACCAACAUCGACGCAUUGCGGUCUGUGGUCGAGGCAUGGAAUACUUGGCAAUCAAAACUGGUUACUGUUCGUUGGAUCUUCUACUACCUUGACCAAUCCUUUCUCCUCCACUCCAAGGAAUUCUCGGUUAUCCGCGAAAUGGGGCUGGUGCAGUUCCGCCAACACAUAUAUUCCGACCCUAUCUUGAGACCGAAGAUCUUGAAGGGCGCGUGCGAUCUCGUUGCAGCGGACCGCAGUGAGGAUCAUAGUAUGGUUGCUGAUUCAGCUCUCCUUCGAAAUGCGAUUGAUCUUUUCCACGGACUUGAUGUCUACACUUCUGGGUUUGAGCCUGCUCUCAUUUCGGAAUCCAAUACUUUCUUUACAAUGUGGGCCCAACAAGAAUCAUCAGGAUAUCUAGCCUCUUAUGUUGAAAAGAGCCAUAGCCUCAUCCGGCGUGAAGUGAACCGGUGCGAGUUAUUUUCCUUCAACCGAAGCACGAAGCAGAAACUGUCCGGGCUGCUCGAUCAGACCUUAGUAACAGAGCAAGAAAGUGUGUUAUUGAAUCAAAAUGAUGUGCUUGGGUUGCUACGGGUAACAAAUAAGCUCGCUUUAGAACAGCUUUAUACACUCCUUGGGCGAAAGGAGCUCGGACCUAAGUUGAAGAGUGCUUUCAGCGCAUAUAUUGUCGAGGAGGGAAGCGGUAUUGUUUUCGACGAAGAAAAGGGAGCGGAAAUGGUCGCUCGUCUCCUGCAAUUCAAGAAGCAGCUCGAUGAUACCUGGCAUAAUUCAUUCCAUCGAAAUGAGGAGCUCGGGCACACCCUCCGCGAAGCCUUUGAGACAUUUAUGAAUAAGGGAAAGAAAUCCGAGGCUACUGGGGGAACUGACAACCCGAAGACUGGAGAGAUGAUUGCCAAGUAUGUCGAUCGGCUUCUUCGCGGUGGGUGGAAGCUGGCUCCAGUACGGGGAACGGAAGAUGUGCCACUCACAGACGAAGAUGCCGAAAUAAACCGACAACUAGAUCAAGUGCUAGACCUGUUCCGUUUCGUCCAUGGCAAGGCUGUUUUUGAGGCCUUCUACAAGAAUGAUCUUGCACGUCGACUAUUAAUGGGGAGAAGCGCCAGCGAUGAUGCCGAAAAGAGUAUGCUUGCAAGACUCAAGACAGAAUGUGGCUCAAGUUUCACCCACAACCUCGAGUCCAUGUUCAAGGACAUGGAGGUCGCUCGCGACGAAAUGGCUGCUUAUAGCUCUAUUCAGCGCGAGCGAAGAACCCCGCUCCCAGUAGAUCUACAUGUCAGCGUGCUCUCAGCGGCUGCUUGGCCGACAUACCCCGACGUUCAAGUACUGGUACCUCCUGAAAUUACAUCUGCGGUGAAAGACUUCGAAAAGUUCUACGACAGCAAGUACAAUGGUCGAAAGCUUGCCUGGAAGCACCAGCUGGCCCACUGCCAGCUGCGAGCACGAUUCCCAAAGGGCGAUAAGGAACUAGUAGUGAGCUCAUUCCAGGCAAUUGUCCUGCUCCUGUUCAAUGAAUUGCCUGAUGGCGGGACUCUAAGCUACCGCGACAUUCAAGAAGCAACCAAACUAUCGGACCCAGAGCUCAAACGGACGUUGCAGUCUCUCGCAUGCGCUAAAUACCGCGUUCUCACCAAGAAACCAAAGGGUCGCGACGUAAAUGACACGGACGAGUUUUCCUAUGACCCAACCUUCUCAGACCCAAAGAUGCGGAUCAAGAUCAACCAAAUCCAACUUAAAGAGACAAAGGAGGAGAACAAGACUACGCAUGAACGUGUGGCUGCCGAUCGUCACUAUGAGACCCAGGCUGCCAUCGUGCGGAUUAUGAAGAGUCGCAAGAUGAUAACCCACGCCGAGCUGGUGGCCGAGGUGAUCAAGGCAACUAGAAGCCGUGGCGUACUUGACCCUGUAGACAUCAAGAAAAACAUUGAGAAAUUGAUCGAGAAAGACUAUAUGGAACGCGAGGAGGGGAACCGAUACCAAUAUGUAGCUUAA
Messenger RNA from Aspergillus ochraceoroseus IBT 24754, 7737 nucleotides. RefSeq lists its product as uncharacterized. Bases 1 to 7737 code for a protein of 2578 amino acids. Lineage: Eukaryota; Fungi; Ascomycota; Eurotiomycetes; Eurotiales; Aspergillaceae. The record is from RefSeq and is a predicted model, not a curated record. Gene Ontology annotation, cellular component: Cul4-RING E3 ubiquitin ligase complex; nuclear pore. Gene Ontology annotation, molecular function: ubiquitin protein ligase binding. Gene Ontology annotation, biological process: DNA damage response; ubiquitin-dependent protein catabolic process; protein ubiquitination. The transcript has 9 exons.